AUGAUGGGUAAGAUAGAUACCGGGGGCCGGUGCGUGCGCUCGUCUGGGGGUGGAAGGGGGGGGUUGUUGGGGAGACUUGAGUGGUUUGUGCUUUUAUGCGAUGUUUCCCGGGUUGUGUGUGUAUGCUGCUUGUUUCUUGUUGCGAUGGAGGAAUACUGCCGAUACUGA
Molecule: messenger RNA, 168 nt
Organism: Colletotrichum tamarilloi
Lineage: Eukaryota; Fungi; Ascomycota; Sordariomycetes; Glomerellales; Glomerellaceae
Exons: 1
Coding region: 1-168 (55 amino acids)
Source: RefSeq, a predicted model, not a curated record